AUUGCGACCCGGAACUUGUAAAAAGCCCAUUAGCAUUAAAAAAAAUCUCGACUGCUGUUCCCGAAUAAAGGCUGCUCUUGGCUUAAAACGCAAAAACACACAAACACACACGCUCUGUUUACGGUUUAUCUCAUCAAAGCCAUGACAAGUGCUCAAUGAGGACUCACGUUAGUGAUGGCUGUUGUGUUGUGGAAGGAGGCUUUCCUGUUGACUGGACUGGUGUUGGGGUGCUUCUGGAACAGUCUGCUUUGUGGUUUUGUGUUUGAUGAUGUUUCUGCUAUUUUGGAUAACAAGGACCUUCGUCCCUCGACGCCUAUUCAGAACCUCUUCCUCAAUGAUUUUUGGGGGACGCCCAUGUCAGAGGAGAGGAGCCAUAAAUCUUACAGACCACUCACUGUCCUCACUUUCCGCCUCAACUACCUGCUAAGUCAACUGACUCCUCUGUCCUACCACUUGCUCAAUGUGCUUCUCCAUGCGGCUGUGUGUGUGCUCUUCCUUCGCUUCUGCCGACUGCUGCUGGACCGCAAGACCAGCCUGGUGGCCGCACUCUUGUUUGCCGUCCACCCUGUCCACACAGAGGCUGUCACAGGUGUUGUGGGAAGAGCCGAGCUGCUGUCCUCAAUUUUCCUCCUGGCAGCUUUCCUGGCCUACACCAAGUCGAAAGGCCCGGAUCACGCAAUCGUGUGGACACCUAUUAUUUUGACUGUUUUUCUUGUUGCUGUUGCCACACUCUGCAAGGAGCAGGGCAUUACUGUCAUUGGGAUCUGCUGCGUUUAUGAAGUGUUUGUCGCACAAGGGUUCACGUUGCCCAUGCUCUUUGAGAUGGUGGGGCAAGUGGUACGAGGAAAGAGUGGUUUCCCUUAUGCAGUUCUGCAGACACUCCUGAAGCUUGUGGUGCUGGUCAUCAGCACGCUGCUUCUGGUCAUUGUCAGAGUGCAGGUCAUCCAGUCGCAACUGCCCGUGUUUACCAGGUUUGACAACCCAGCAGCAGUCAGUUCCACACCUGCCAGACAGCUCACCUUUAACUACUUGCUCCCUGUGAACGGCUGGCUCCUGCUCAACCCAUCUGAGCUCUGCUGCGACUGGACCAUGGGUACAAUUCCUCUGGUAGAGUCUGUGCUCGACCUACGGAACCUCGCCACUCUGGCUUUCUACGUGCUGCUCGGCACCCUAGCCUAUCACAGCCUUCGCCACAGCCACAACUCUGCCAAAACCGUUAUCAUGGCUCUUUCUCUUAUCGUCCUCCCAUUCAUUCCUGCAUCCAACCUGUUCUUCCCUGUGGGCUUUGUGGUGGCUGAGCGUGUGCUUUAUGUGCCCAGCAUGGGCUUUUGUGUACUGGUGGCCCAUGGAUUCAAGAGCCUGACAUAUAGAUGGGGACUGAAGAAAAUGUCAUGGCUUUUAAUGGGGAUUCUUCUAACAGCACAUGCUGUGAAGACAUUUAACAGGACCUGGGACUGGGAGUCCGAGUACACGCUUUUCACCUCAGCAUUAAAAGUGAACAAAAACAAUGCCAAACUUUGGAAUAAUGUUGGUCAUGCACUGGAGAAUCAGCAUAAUUAUGAGAGAGCUCUCAGGUAUUUCCUCCAGGCCACGAGAGUACAACCAGAUGACAUUGGAGCGCACAUGAAUGUUGGAAGAACGUAUAAGAACCUCAAUCGGUCCAAGGAGGCUGAGGAGGCUUACCUCGUUGCCAAAUCUCUAAUGCCACAGAUCAUUCCAGGAAAGAAGUAUGCUACUCGUGUAGCCCCCAACCAUCUAAACGUCUACAUCAACCUGGCCAACCUGAUCCGGGCCAAUGACUCACGCCUAGAGGAAGCCGACCAGCUAUACAGACAAGCGAUUAGCAUGAGACCAGAUUUUAAACAGGCUUACAUUAGCAGAGGAGAGCUUCUUUUAAAGAUGAAUAAGCCCAAUGAGGCGCGAGAUGCUUACCUGCGGGCUUUAGAGUUGGAUCAUACCAAUGCUGACCUGUGGUACAACCUGGCUAUUGUCAACAUUGAGAUGAAGGAGCCAACAGAAGCUCUGAGGAACUUCAACCGUGCACUGGACCUGAACCCGAGGCACAAGCUUGCCCUUUUCAACUCGGCCCUGCUCAUGCAAGAGUCUGGUGAAGCAAAGCUCCGCCCCGAAGCCAACCGGCGCUUUCUCACCUACGUGAAGGAGGAACCAGAUGAUGCUAAUGGCUACUUCAACCUGGGCAUGCUGGCCAUGGACGCCAAUGAGAACGAGGCUGCUGAGAGUUGGAUGCGGCAGGCCGUCCGGCUGCAGCCAGGCUUCCGGAGUGCCCUCUUUAACCUGGCAUUGCUGUACUCUCAGUCUCAGCGCGAACUGGAGGCACUGCCUGUGCUGGAUGAGCUCCUGUGGCACCAUCCCGAGCACGUCAAAGGCCUCAUCCUUAAGGGAGACAUUCUCAUGAACCACCGCAAGGACACUCAGGGGGCCCGGGCCUGCUUCCAGCGCAUUCUCCGCACGGAUCCCAACAACGUCCAGGCCAAACACAACCUCUGCGUGGUCUACUUUGAGGAGAGGGACCUGCCGCAGGCUGAGCACUGUUUGGAGGAGACUCUGGCCAUGGCUCCACAUGAAGAGUACAUUCGCCGCCACCUGGCCAUCGUCCGCGGAAAAAUGGCAGCGAUGAGUGCUGCUGGACAACCGGUGUUGUCAGCAGGUGGCACUGGACUCCCGGAGAAUCAGCAGCAGCAGCAGCAGCAUCAACAGCUACAGCAGCAGGAGGGCCAUGGAAAGGCAGAAGAGGAGGAGAAUGACGAAGAGUGGCGAGCCGCAGCAGCGGGAACACGGGAAGGGGCUGAGAACGAGAAGAAUUUGCGGAAAUCCUCCCCCGCUGAAAGCUCCGGUGGCCCAGGCCAGGGCCAGGCGAAGAAGCUGGGUGCCGGCCAGCCUGACAGGCGGACUAAGAGCAAAUCCACAAAAGAGAUUAAAGACAUAGAAAAGAAAAGGGAGGCCGCCUUGAAGAGACUGGAGGAGAUUGAACGCUUAUUAAGCAGUGAUUAACCUCGUUGUUUGUCUACUACUACAGGACAACUUUUAUACAAGUGCAGGGAUGAGGCUCAGCACUUUUUUGAGACAAGCCCUUGUUUAUGCAUGUAUUUAAGGACCCCAACUGAGGAGAUAGCAGCUUGUUUGUUUUGGUUCGUGUGAGGCAUUAAUUAGGUACAACCUUGGAGUUAAUAAGGAAGAUCUGGUGUGCACUCCCAGCAUAAAAGGAGAAAAGCACAAAAAUAGAUACACUUUUAAUGAGAGAAAAUCAAGGAUACAGAAAGGCUGCGAAACUGAUAGAAUCUUCUUUAAAACAAAAAUCUUAUUUUGAAUUAUCUUUGUUUUGUCUUUUGCAAUCACUGGACUAAAUUUGAAGAUGUGGGAUAUGUCCCACUUCACUUAAAUCACGUUCAUUUUCACUGCCAGUUAUAUUAAGCAUCGUAAUCAUAAUCACAGACAAUUAAAGGAAACAAAUGCAUAAGCAGCCUCUGUGUUUCCCCCCCUCCAGUGACUGUGUCGCAUUUCCUCUCCUUUUGCCUGCUGUUUGUUCCACAUUUGCCCCCUUUGCUGCCUAUACCUCAUGGUGUCACUGUUCUUUUUAAAUCGCCUGACACCAUCCGGGAUGUUGAUCUCACCCUUAAUCAGGGUUGGCUCCUGCUGUUGCUGGUAGCUUUGCGAUGUUCGUCUGCCCCACCCUACGUUCUGCCCAGGGCUGUACCAUAUGGCCGCCUGCAUGCCUCUGUGACUCCCCCACAUGAUCAGUGAUUUUAACAGUGCGGUCAUGCCUCACCGUAUUUCCCUUUGACUGGGGUGUUUUGACCUAGUUUUCACAGUGCUUCCCUUUAUUUUUGAAAAACUGUUGCUUGUUUUCACUGCAUAGAUCAAACACGGUUCGCAAAAUCAGGCAUUGAGGGAGAAAUUGAUGAAAUCUUCAUUCACAGUGCUGAAUGUUAACACUGGGCUGGAGGGGGAUGCACUCUUUACGCUAUCGAAGUUACUUACUAGAAACCUUUUCUAAUUCUUUUUUUCAAAUAUUUUUUUUUCUUUGUUAUAAAGUACUGUAUGUUUUAAAAGACAGGAUUAUAUUAAUGAGCUUGUACUUGAUAUUCCUAAUGUCCUGUUGACGCACAUAAUCCCACUAUGUAGAAAGUGAUGAAUGAAAUUGCCAUGCCCACUAGUCUCCUUAAUCACCAUUAGCCAUACGCUUUCUGUCUUUCAAUGCCCUUUCAAUGCCUGCGAGUCUAUUACGGCAUCAACAGAAAGGUUGUUUGGAUUUCUUUUUCCGUCAUCACCUGAGACAAGUUAGCACCUGGCACACUGAAAGAUCUCUGAAUCAUGUAAAACAAUGCAUUUUUACAUGCUAAUCGACGAAUGCUUUAAGUGACGUUGCACUCACCCUGUUAAAGGCCUCGGAGCCCAUGUGGGACUGUUUUUCACUUUCAUUAAACACUUCACAUUAAAAGCCACACGAAACUGGUGGCGUUUUGUUCCUGUAAAACAUUUGCAUUGAUGGUAUUACCCGUUUUUGACCACAGGUGAAAUAGCCGUUGAUGGGAGAACUUCAGAAUGGUUGUGCUUUGCUGCUCUCAGUUAUUUUUUAACAGUGUGAAAAAGUGCAUUGAUAAACACUAUUAAAUAUGUAAAUUGCACUGUUUCUCCAACAUUAUUUAUUAACCUGGAUGAGGGCAGCCUAUUUAGGCACCUGGUGGCCUAUGCUUUAGCACAGUGGAUUUCUCUUCUCAAACAGACCUGAUUCUACUCUAUGUAGUACCAGGUUUAGUCAGGUACCCAGGCUUACCAGUGUUUAGAGAUACCACUGAACUGUGCGGGGCCGUAUGGGCACCACUGAGUGUACGUAAUUUAUGUUUAGCCGAACUGCUGCAAACCCGUUUAACAGACGAAAAACAUGAAAUCGUAUUUCAACCCCCCUCCUCUCAGGAUGAACCCUGAGAAAGUAUGCUAUUCAUCAGUGAGCGUAUGCAGUGCCUCCUUCGAGGAUGUCCUGCCCAAACGUGAAACAAUGGCUUAACUUACCUACUGCUGAGCUGUAACCUAAACCACUAUUAAAAAAAGCAACAAAAAAAAGAUUUAUUGUAUUUUACACUGGUUCUUUCUCUUGUAGUACAGACCACCAUUUGGCUCAUUGGCGGUGACUGCCUUUAUGGUUUUCAAAUAAAGAAAGUUAAAAACAA
Messenger RNA from Astyanax mexicanus (Mexican tetra), 5189 nucleotides. RefSeq names its product transmembrane O-mannosyltransferase targeting cadherins 3 (gene tmtc3). Gene Ontology annotation, biological process: protein O-linked glycosylation via mannose. The record is from RefSeq and is a predicted model, not a curated record. The transcript has 14 exons. The coding region runs from base 175 to 3012 and encodes 945 amino acids. NCBI's taxonomy places the organism in Eukaryota, Metazoa, Chordata, Actinopteri, Characiformes, Acestrorhamphidae. Gene Ontology annotation, cellular component: endoplasmic reticulum. Gene Ontology annotation, molecular function: mannosyltransferase activity; protein binding.